Messenger RNA from Anopheles darlingi, 830 nucleotides. It is a transcript of the gene lmgA, whose product is annotated as anaphase-promoting complex subunit 11. Gene Ontology annotation, molecular function: cullin family protein binding; zinc ion binding; ubiquitin protein ligase activity. The record is from RefSeq and is a predicted model, not a curated record. Bases 149 to 403 code for a protein of 84 amino acids. Gene Ontology annotation, cellular component: nucleus; anaphase-promoting complex. Gene Ontology annotation, biological process: positive regulation of mitotic metaphase/anaphase transition; protein ubiquitination; anaphase-promoting complex-dependent catabolic process. Lineage: Eukaryota; Metazoa; Arthropoda; Insecta; Diptera; Culicidae. The transcript has 2 exons.
AUUGUUUUGUUUUUUGCAGGAAGGCCGGGAAAUUUUGGUGCUUUUAUCGCUCGACGCCGGAAAAUUAGCCGGAAAAUAACUGUGGCCAAGGACCGGGCUCUAGUUGCAAUCUACCGAUGAUUGGUGAUCGAAUGUGGAAGCCGGAAGAAUGAAAGUCACGGUGAAAAGUUGGAUGGGAGUUGCUUCCUGGAAAUGGCUGGCGAACGAUGACAAUUGCGGCAUCUGUCGCAUGGCGUUCGAAGGCUGCUGCCCGGAUUGCUCGCUGCCUGGUGACGACUGUCCGCUGGUUUGGGGGGCCUGUUCGCACUGCUUCCACGUGCACUGCAUCGUAAAGUGGCUCAACUCGCAGGCCAACCAGCAAUGCCCGAUGUGCCGACAGGUCUGGAAGUUUAACGAUAAGUAGGAGCGCUACGGGAGAUGUGGGCCUCGGUGCUAUAGCUUCCCAAAUCCCACACGCCAAUCAUGGCCACCGGUAGGACUAGCAGCAGAUGAUAAGCGUUUGAAUUGAAUGAAAGCAAAAGCCCUGCCCGGCCCGGCCCCUGCUAAUAGACAUUAAAGCGUGAGAAGCGUGCUAAGGGGCGCCGGGCUCCGAAUACGUUCUAGUGCGAAUGCAGUAGUGAAUACUUUAAGGCCAUACUAGUUCCGCGACGACGAGAUAUGUAAGUUUAUCUGUGUGCUAGGUUGAACUCCGUGGUGACGCGAUAGUGAGAUUAAAAUUAGAAAAGUGGCGCCUCUGUGGUGCUUCUGUGUUUUAAGAGUGUCCCGUCAGGCAUAGCUGACAACACCGGUGUGUCCUACUCUCAGCGUGUCAGGCGUGUAUGGUCCAGUUA